ACAAUUUAGCGCCUUCCACCACAACACACAGCGUUUGUUGUCACCGUUCUGGCUUGAAAAGUAGCAGUAUAUGUGAGCCGGUGCUAGUGUUCGUGAAAAAAAACACACACAGAAGAAUGUCGUCAUUCAAACCAAAAUUAGGAGAUGGUUCCAUUAUACUACCACAAGCUCGGGUAAAAACGAUCAUGAAAAGCUCACCAGAUACUGAGAGUAUAUCCACCGAUGCCCUGUACUUCGUUACGAAAGCCACGGAGUUCUUCGUGGAACAUUUAGUUCAAGAGAUCUAUGAAAGCACAGGAAAAUCCAAUGAACUUACCUAUAAGGGUUUGGCUGACAUUGUCCAGAAAAGUGAUUCAAUGCAUUUUUUGAAAGACAUGGUUCCAAGAAAGAUAACUUAUAAAGAAUAUCAGGAAAUUCUAAAGGACAAGGAAAAUUCUGAUCUAUAUUGAUUGUUUAAACUCAUGCCAUGUUGUUUUUAGUAAGUAAAGUAUAUUACUUGCUCACUCAAACAUUGUAUUUUUCAGGAAGCUGUGUUUCAAAUAAAAACUAGCCUGUAAGCUGU
Daphnia carinata is the source of this 562-nucleotide messenger RNA. RefSeq names its product chromatin accessibility complex protein 1-like (gene Chrac-16). Gene Ontology annotation, molecular function: protein heterodimerization activity. The record is from RefSeq and is a predicted model, not a curated record. The coding region runs from base 117 to 449 and encodes 110 amino acids. The transcript is spliced from 3 exons. NCBI's taxonomy places the organism in Eukaryota, Metazoa, Arthropoda, Branchiopoda, Diplostraca, Daphniidae. Gene Ontology annotation, cellular component: nucleus; CHRAC.